UGUCAGAAUUAAUGAGAAAAGUUCCCUUGCCCUAGGGGUAAUUAGUGUCCUUGGAGUUAAAUAAGCUAAUACUUAGACACCUCUGGCACAAGCAAUUAUGUUUGUGUAUUGAAUAAUUGAUUCAAAGAGGGGGGAAGGGCUGCUAAUCAGAUCUGAGCAUAAUGAAUUGAUUUAAUUAACAGGGGAAUCCGAGGGUCUCAGGAAACUGCGCGCAUUUAUUCAGUAGCAGCAGAGGCGAGCGCGGCACAUAAACUGGGAGAGAGGUGGCGUGAGUUUGCUUUUAGCAGUUGUCAGAUUUGCAAUUGGAUUUGUUUGAAUAUAGUUGCUGUUUCGGAGCAAAUGAGAGCGAGAAAGAGAGAAUAUUAACAGCGAGGAGAGCUCACCCGUUCAGUCUGAGCGUCUGAUCCGACCGUGUGUGCUCAGUUACAGAUAGGCGACACUAGAUUUAUAUCGCUUUUCAUUGUUUUGCCCUUUUUUUUGACUCGCAUGGAAUUUAUCAAGAGCAACCAGCGCUGUUUGAUCGGUGUUUAUUUGCAUUACAGUUCAGUCCGGAUAGGGGGCUUUCGUUGCGUAUAUCACCUUAUACCGCGCAUGAAUUAUUAUUGAUAGUAGGGGGGAAAACGUGCAGACGGUAAUUCAUCUUUCCAGGGUUUUUUUUUUUUUUGGUUGAUCGAGGCGUAGUCUAGUCAGCCGCGCGUUUCAAAGCCAUUUCCAGGAGAAGCUCGGAGCAGACCGAGCGGUGCAGCCUGCUGGAGCCGAGGACGGAUCGCCCGGGGAAGGACUCCUCGUUCCUCAGGACGAUGGUGUUGGACAAGGAAGAGGGUGUGCCGAUGCUCUCCGUCCAGCCCAAAGGGAAACAGAAGGGGUGUGCUGGCUGCAAUCGCAAGAUUAAAGACCGCUACCUGCUCAAGGCCCUGGACAAAUACUGGCAUGAGGACUGUCUGAAAUGUGCCUGCUGUGACUGCCGCCUGGGGGAGGUGGGCUCCACCCUCUAUACGAAAGCCAACCUCAUCCUCUGUCGCAGGGACUACCUGAGGCUCUUUGGUACAACAGGGAACUGUGCUGCCUGCAGUAAACUGAUCCCAGCCUUUGAAAUGGUGAUGAGAGCCAGAGAUAAUGUUUACCAUUUGGACUGUUUUGCCUGUCAGCUUUGUAACCAGAGGUUUUGCGUGGGGGACAAGUUUUUCCUAAAAAACAACAUGAUUUUGUGUCAAAUGGACUAUGAGGAGGGUCAGCUGAAUGGGAGCUUUGAGACACAGGUUCAAUAAUUGGAACCCCGUGGCAGCAACAAUCAGCUCCACACUUUACACACAAGAUGGAUGUUCUGCUGCACUUGGAAAAAGACAAGCGUCUGUCUGCUUGCCUGCAAUACUUUUUAAGACCCCUUUAUCAGUCCCUAAGGACUCUAUUGUAAAUGUUCAACUUUUUGCCCCUCCCACACCCCAACACUGAGCAGUUACAAAUUUUGAUGUACAGUUGUGCCUGCUUAGCUGAGCACUGUAUUGCUUGUAUGUUUUGUGAAAUUUGUUUCAGGUUUGUUUUCUUUUUCUUUAGAAAUGGUUCAUUGGAGGGUAUGUACAGUCUGUUUUCUCUGUAUAUAUAAACUGGAACAUUUAUUUUAUGAAAUGUAAUGCAAUUUUAUUACUAGUGUGAAUUAAAGAUUCUUAAAUGUU
Messenger RNA from Sphaeramia orbicularis (orbiculate cardinalfish), 1673 nucleotides. It is a transcript of the gene lmo1, whose product is annotated as LIM domain only 1. The transcript has 4 exons. Gene Ontology annotation, cellular component: nucleus. Gene Ontology annotation, biological process: positive regulation of transcription by RNA polymerase II. The record is from RefSeq and is a predicted model, not a curated record. Lineage: Eukaryota; Metazoa; Chordata; Actinopteri; Kurtiformes; Apogonidae. The coding region runs from base 801 to 1268 and encodes 155 amino acids. Gene Ontology annotation, molecular function: DNA-binding transcription factor binding; transcription coactivator activity.